Messenger RNA from Ictalurus punctatus (channel catfish), 933 nucleotides. It is a transcript of the gene pth1a, whose product is annotated as parathyroid hormone 1a. Gene Ontology annotation, cellular component: extracellular region. The coding region runs from base 38 to 475 and encodes 145 amino acids. Gene Ontology annotation, biological process: intracellular calcium ion homeostasis. Gene Ontology annotation, molecular function: hormone activity. The transcript has 3 exons. The record is from RefSeq and is a predicted model, not a curated record. Lineage: Eukaryota; Metazoa; Chordata; Actinopteri; Siluriformes; Ictaluridae.
GCGGCUAUAAAAGGAGCGACUCCCUGCUCCAGUGCUGAUGCCUGCUUCACUAACUGGACUUUUACAGUCCCUACAGGAUCCCACAGCACACACACACACACACACACACACACACACUGCAGGACUGUACCACAACACGUUUAAAGAACGAAAAAUUAUGGUUUCCAUCAGAAGUUUGGAUAAAACCAUGGUGUUUCUGUGUGUGUGUGUUUUGUACAACAGCAUAACGACAGACAGCAGACCACUGAGCCGGAGGUCCGUCAGUGAGGUUCAGCUGAUGCACAGCGUCGGUGUGCGCAAACACAUACAGCAGAGGCAGGACUGGCUGCAGGAGCACAUGCAGGACAUACACACUGCCCCAAUGCAUGGUGGGAAAAUCAGCAGCGCACGCAUCAUGAUGGAGCACUCGCUGUCCAAAGGCGUUAUGUCCGAGACACCAAAAAGAGACGUGGUGGAAACACUGGAGAUGCAAUGAAACCUGGACACGUCACUGUGUCUUAGAAGAGCCAUCUGUAUAAACGUUCCAUGUCUCAUCUCAAUCUCAUUCGUGUUAAAUAUAUUGCUAUUUAUUUUUUUCUAUUUAUAUAUAUUUAAGUAUUUAUAUAGGUUUGUGGAUUUUAAAAAAUUCUGAAGUACUCCUGCUUGUUAUAAAUAUGUUACAUACACAUGUAUUUAUAGAACUUUUAUUUUAGAACAAAAAUCUAUAUCUAUAAGAAUGCACUUUUGUUUCUUUUAUUUUAAUAAGCUGAAAUAAUGCUUACUGAAGCUAAGCAUAUACUAGAGUAGGACCAAAAUACUUUUUCUUAAAGAAAUUUAGAAUAAAAAAAAUAUAAAAUAUAUUUUUAAAACAGAAAUGAGCAUGAAAAAAAAAGAAAAUGUAAUGUACUGAUAUAUGUUUCUAGUUUUGGAAUAAAAUCACAAAACAUUUUAUUA